ACCAUUUUAAAAAAUUUCGACAUAACACCUUAGAUUCACAGGAAUGCUGGGAGAUGACUUCUAACUCAUACCAUGAAUAAGUUAUUUUCAGUUAGUCAGUCUGAGAAAGAUAUUGUUCAUUGUAUGUUUUAUGUGACCUCAAACGCAAUUCUCCGGGUAAUUAAAAAACCCCGGCUGACCUUGGAAGUUGAACGUUUGUUUUGGCAUGGUUGCGACUAUUGUCCUGUUUAACUGAGGCGAUAAACAAGAUUUCAUAUGGAUAAUAUACUGUGGAUAUUCCUUGCAAUUUACCUUAUUAUUUGCAAUCACCAAUGAAUGUGUUCCACUCACCUAAUUCUGCCCACAACUCCAAACAUAUCCUACCAACAACUUCUGAUGUACCGUUAAAUGGUACGGAUACCUUUAUUUCAGACAAUUCCCAAACUAUCAUGACACGACUAAAUAACUCCACUGACUCACAUGCCAAUAGUUCUUCAUCUGUGCCUUUCUGUAAUUCUCCGACUGAAUUGUUUAUUAAUGUGUCCUCAUCUUGUCCACCACGUCUAACUACAACUACUAAGAAAACAAUGUAUGUCCGGGCUCUUUUUGAUUAUGAUCCCAAUAUGGAUACUGGUUUGCCAGGUCGGGGUUUACCGUUUCAACAUGGGGAUAUUUUACACGUUGUUAAUGCUAGUGAUCGUGAAUGGUGGCAAGCUAAACGAAUUUCUUUAGUAUCCGAUUUUGAAAAUGCUGUUCAUGUAAAUUCGAUGCAUUCAACAACAGAUAAUACUAUUAAUAGUAAUACACAAACAUCUACAUUACUUUCAUCUACUACCGGACUUGGAAUAGUUCCUAGUUGUCAACGUAUCGAAAGACGUCAGAGAACACGAUUAAAACGUGUGAAUUUUGUUGGUAAAGUCACUGUGAUUGGUUCAACAUCUUAUCCGCAUACUACUAGUAUUAACAACACCAAAGACAGUAACACAUCAUCAUGUGUUUCGAAUUCAGGAAUAAUGAAUCAAUCCCCCUGGGAUAUUGGUAACAAUGAUUUUACUACAAAUAAUAACAAUAAUUGUGCUACAACUACUACUUAUAAUAAUAAUAUAUCUGUGGAUGCUGGUAUCAGUUCGAAUAGCAGUGAAACGUUAAGAAAUAAUUCUCUUGAUAUGAAUAUAAGAAAUAAUACACCUAUGGAUAUGCCUAUUGUAUCUAAUUCAACUGGUACUGAUACCAAGAAGAAGAGAUCUGGUAGUUUAACAAGAAAUCUACUAAAGUGCUUCUCUCAUCGAUCCAUUAAAAACGAUCCAAUUGGCGCAUUGACUGUUACACGAACUGGAUCUUUGGAUGGAGUUAAUCAGAACAGACACCCUAUAAUCCGAAGUUAUGAUCUUGUAGUUCCAGUCACUAUUUCUAUGGCACGUCCUUUAAUAUUUUUCGGUCCAUUGAAGGAUCGCAUUAUUGAUGAAUUAUUAUUGCAUGAUUCACAAUUUACAACAUGUGUAUUACACACAAAUAGACCACAACGGUCAAAUGAACGUAAUGGUGUUGAUUAUUAUUUUGUACCAUCGAAAUCAAUUAUGGAAGAAGAUAUUAAACAAGGCAAAUAUAUUGAAGUUAAUCGUUUUCAAGAUCAUUACUAUGGUACAAGUUUAGAAUCGAUUCGAUCGAUUCUUCAGUCAGGACGAAUAUGCAUUUUAGAUGUUGGCUUAGAUGCUGCUAAAUAUUUAGAAGAGGUCGGUUUAUUUCCUAUAACUAUUCUAUUGAAACCAAAAUCGGUCAUACAUUUACGUUCAUUACAACGUCGAUUAACAGAAGAUCAAGCUAAACGAUCAAUGGAACAAAUACACAAUAUUGAAGAUGAGAAUUGGCGUUUUCUUUCAGCAAUUAUAACCUAUGAAAAUUUUGACAAUGUAUUAUUAUCUGUUAAAAAUUAUGUUCAAUUACAUAGUGGUCCAGUGAUUUGGGUACCUUCAGCAUUAUCUACCUUACCCGGUGUUCAAUGUUUAACAAGUACACCUAAGAUCAAUUAUCAUUCAAUUGUAAGUGAUCCAAUUAAUCAUCCUCAACAUAAUGUUAAUAAUAUUACUACUAACACUACAACUAAUGAUAAUAAUAAUAUUAGUGCCUUACAAUCAUUAUCUAUUCAAUCUGUAAAUUCAACACAAUAAGACUCCUGAUCAUCAUUGAAACAAUCCAUCAUGUAAACAAGAUUUGAUAAUUGAAAACAAAACAAAAAAAGAGGUUUCAGUGAAUGAAUUUUAUUCAGAAUAUAAAAACAAACUGAAUUGAUUUACAUGGAAUAAAUUGUUUUCAAGAUCGUUUCUUUUAUUUAUUUAUUAAAUGAUCUCUAAUUGUUUAUUUACUUCUCUGUCUAUUGUAUACAUUACAAUUUAUUUUAUUUUUUAAAAAGAACUUAUCCAUAUGUAUGUUACAUUGUUUAUAAUUCAUUUGACUUUUUACUACAUGUUUCUUCUUACUAUUUACUUACCGUAUAUAUUCUAUAUGUAUAUUCAUCGUUAUUCUGUACUCAUUUGUAUUGGCUAUCAUACUGUCUCUUGAAUGUGUCAUUAGUUUGUUUCUAUGAUUCUAUUCAUCUUUACUUUGCAUUUUCUUGGUCACUUUCUAUCGGUUUAGUUAUUCAUUUAAACAUAUACAUGUGUCUGUUGUAGAAUUUAUAUAUAUGGUUUAAUUUUUUUUUGUUAUAAGCUAUUGAACACUGCUAGUUUUAAUGAUCAAGAUGUUAACAUUUCAAUCAAGAAUUUUCGGGUUCAAAUCUGUCCCUACCUAUUUCUGUUUAAACUGAGGGAUAACAACACAAUAGUCUUUACAGAUAAACAAUACUGUUCAAAGGCGAGUAUACAGAUCAUAUUGAACAUUCUUGUUCUACUGUCUUCUACGAUAUACUUUUAUGUACUAUGUAUCUCUUACUUCAUCAUCAUCAUUAUCAUCAUCAUCAUCAUCAUCAUCAUCAUCAUCAUCAUCAUCAUCAUCAUCAUCAUCAUCAUCAUCAUCAUCAUCAUCAAUAAUCUUAUUGAAAGAGAAUGUUUAGUUUUUAAUUUAUCAAAUAGUAAUUGAUUGUUUCUUUUUAAACGAAUUGUACCAAAAAAAAACAUUCCUCUUAUUUUAUAAUUCUUUCCGUGGUAGAAAUGAUGAGAAUGAUCUAUCAUGAUGAUAUCCAUCUGAAUCUUUCUUUUUUUACUCAUAUGAAACAACGGUAUCAACAUCCUUAGCAUCAACAACAACGUUCAUGAUAACGAUGAUCUCUGAGGAUAUCAUAUUUCCCAAAAACACUAUAAACAAAUUGUUAAUGUUAUAUUUAAUAAAUAAUGUGAAUAAUAUUGUAGAUUUGUGUUUGUGUUUUAUUUUUCUGCUUUAUGAAAUCUGCUUAUUGCUAUGUGUGAAUGAUAAUGAUAUAUAUAUUCUUUAUAUUCAAUAUUGAUGAUAACUGAAAUGAUUUUCAUUAAGUGUACGUCGAUGAGUGAUGUUUGAGUAGUGACAUAUAUAUGUACAAUUACAUGUGUUCAUACGAAUUAGAAAGAAUGUAUCUUGAUACAUGAAUUCACAUUAAAAUAGAGAGAGAGAGGGGGGGUGAAGCAAGAAAGAAUUCUUUUUCAUAAUUUACUUCACUUGACUUUGAUUAGUAAACUUCACAUCCCAGUGUAAUAAUGUUGGAAAAAGAAUCUUUUCAUAGUAUUUUAAUGUUUGAUGUUCUGUUUUUAUUGUGAAAUAAAAUAUAUAUAACUUAAUUCAUUGUCAAUCUAUAUGAAUAUUUAUCUAUGAAUUGAAUAUAUAUUUAUAUCUCCCCCUUUCUGUGUUUAUGUAGUGUCAACGAUUAAUUUGUACAUAGGACAUAAUGAUACAGUGUAUAUUUUUAUAUUAUAAAGUGUUAGAAUCUUGCUUGUAUAUGUGUGAAUGUAUUUUUCUUUUUUUUAAAAGACAAUUCUUGCCUCUCUAUUUUAAUUGCAUAGCAACUACCUCUUUUUUAUGUAUGAACAAUAAAAGUAGUUUUCUAAUGGUUCACAAUUUGUAAAUAAUCAUGAACUUUUUAACAGGUAUUAGUAUUAACAUUAAAUUCCUGUUAUUACUGUUUAUGAAAUUGAAUCAAAUCAUUUACAUUGUUCAAUGCAUAUCAUAUUUUAAUGUCUUUAUAGAGAUGAUCAAAUUUACAUUGGAUCAUUUAAUCUGAUCAUAUACAUAUAUGUACUUAUAUGCUUGCGUUAAAGUAUGUAUACACAAACUCAUGUAUACAUUCACUUAUACGUAUACCCUUCUCUGAUUCAGUAGUCGGUCAUUUAAAAAAAAAUUAGUGUUGUAGUGAUGCUCUGCUAUUGUUAAUCAUAAUAAUAAGGAUGAUCAUAGUAUCUUUUUCAGAGUUGAGAAAUCAAAAUGAUCUAAUAAAAUUGUAUACAUUAUUUAUUUUAUACGUGUAUUCAGCUUACUACCGCGUCUUCUUUUUUCUUCUUUUAAAUUCUGUUAUCCUAUUUAAAUGAUUAUGUGAAUGUGUGUUUUUGAAUAUAAACCAUGGGGUACCUACUUAAGAACACACACCAACUGCUGACUUGUAAUGAAUUUAUCUAACUGUGCUGGUGAAAUUUUUUCUUGUGAAAUAGAAAAAAAAAACAUAUUCAUAGUGAAAUUGAUAAUCUUUCCCUGUUUUGGUUGUCUGUUUAACGUUGAACAUCUUUGUUUAUGUAAUGGUAUAUAUAUAUAUACGUGUGCGUGUAUACAUUAAAUGGCAUACAAGCAUAAAGGAACAACUGUGGUAGUGUACCAUGUCAGCUUUACUCUCUUUUUAGAUACCAGAAAUGGUAUUUCAUUUUGUUUGUUUUCUUUUUAGCUUUUACUGUUCGUAAUAUUAUUACUGUUUGUUUCUCUUGUCUACUUGAAUUAGUAGACAAGCAUUAUGUAUGCGUACAUGUAUUUGGAAAUUUUUUUUCUUGUUUACAAUAAAUACAAUGCUAUUGAAAGAAUUAAUCUGAAUUUUUAUGUAUUUUGUUCAUGAGUGAAUGUGAAAGGUUUUUUUUUCUCGUUAUAAAUUAUUGUUUAUGAAAGAAUUUUGGCAAAGCUGAGUGUUGAAUGAUUUAUUUAUGAGAAUUUCAUUGUCUAUUUAGAGAACAUUAUCAAUACAGACUUAUAACAAGUGAUCAUCAACAGUUUGUUUGUUUGUUGUUAUAAAUUACCCUCUUAUCAUCUGAAUAGAUAUUUUGAUCAUUUUCCACUUUACUAUUGAUUGUUAGGUGUAUAGCUGUGCACGAUUUCUCCAAUUG
Molecule: messenger RNA, 5246 nt
Organism: Schistosoma haematobium
Lineage: Eukaryota; Metazoa; Platyhelminthes; Trematoda; Strigeidida; Schistosomatidae
Product: Disks large 3
Exons: 8
Coding region: 312-2147 (611 amino acids)
Molecular function (GO): protein binding
Source: RefSeq, a predicted model, not a curated record